AUGAACGGGCGUAUGUCGCGGCUACGCAGAUCGUUAUCCCGAUCCCUCGUCCAGCUGAACAAUGUCACUUUUCGGAGAAUGCGAUCCCUCUCCCGCUCAGUCCACCAAUUAAAUGCCGUAAUUCCACUCAGCCGCCAGAACAACAUCGAGCUCCCCGAUUUACCUUCUCAAUCCGAAGGAGUCUUGCUCUCCAGAUUCGCUAGCCCCCAAACGUAUGGCCAGCUGUCGGAAUUGGUCACCAAACACAACGAUGCGCUCCGCGAAGUCAUUGCCGUUUUUGAGGAAAAGGUGGCCAUGGACUUCACGUACGCCAAGACGAUGCACAAAUUGGCGCAACGGCUUCAGAAAGUGUCUGGAGAUGCUCAGUGCGAAAUCGAUCGUGGCUGGGGCAGUGUCGCCGAACAAUUGACAGCUCAUGCCACUCUACACAGCAACCUGGGCUCGGCGUUUAACGAUGAUUUAGUGCAACCAUUAAGAAGUAUCUAUACAAAUCAACAGAAAACGAUACGAUCGGCAAAUAAUCUAGUGGACAAAGAAACGCGAAGAUGGAAGGAGAAAAAGGAGGAAUUGGCAAAAGCUAAAAGAAGUCUCUAUGUAUCGAGUAAAGAAUUGGAAAAGAUUGAACAGUUAAUAGAUGCUGAUCAAAAUAUGGCCAGCAAGUUUUCAUUACGCCGUAAAAAGCUGACAGAAACUGUGAAAAAAGGCGAAGAUGAUUAUUUAUAUUCUACAAUUGAUGUGGAAUCACAAAGAAGGGCAACUUAUGGAGUUUUGAAAAAAGCUGUGGAAAGUAUUGAAGCUGUAGAAAGACAAAGAUUGGCCCAUUCACAGACAGCGCUAGGAAGAGUACAGCGUAAAAUGGAACAAUUAGCGCCGAAUAUAAAUCAGAUGUUUGAUCGUUUCGCGAGUGGAUUAGAUGUGGCUGUGGCUUGCGAUUCGUCGGCUUAUAUAAAUUCGUUACAAUCCGCCUCGACAGCCGCCCAUUCUGUCACUUUGGUCGAUUAUUUUGCGGAAAACUUCUCUGAAAUAAUCCUCGGCGAAAGGCGGAAAAGCUCGCUGAGAAGAAUUGCCGGGCUAUUGGAUCGAGAAUUGAGGACAGCAUAUAAUAAAGGGCUGCCAAUACCUGCCGCCGGCGAAUUGACCCAAGUCGAGUUCCUGGAAUUUUUAUAUUAUAAAAUAAACGAAAGCGUGAAUUCGGCAGAGGGUGGAGCGUCGAGGGGAUAUCAUAGAUUGGCCACAUAUAUGCAGAAAAGUAAGGAUAAACAGGGAUUAACGAAUAGCUCGCUGAUAAUUCCACUUUCGGAGUCUCUAACAGGAAAUGAUCAACGAAAUGAAUGUUUUGUCGACAGAACCGAUGAUUAUGAUCGCAUUUCGGAUGAAGGGUUCUAUAAUUCGUCUGGGCCGAGGAGUACUGAUGAAGGAAUCGAGAGUAUGAAUACCUAUUCCAUUGGAUUUUCUCAAGCGGCUUCAUCGCCUCCAGCCUCGGUUGUAGAAACGAUCACAAAUAGCCCGCCAGAAAUUGGGUUUAAAUACCCUUCCCAAUCAGCUGUCGAUCAACCAAUCCCUAGACAGACUACAAUCAUUGAUGACCCAGAUCCGGCAGUCGCUGUUUGUGAGGCUCUCUACGAUUUUAAUGGGACUGACAGUGAAGAAUUGACGAUAAAAGCUGGCGAAAGAUUGAUCGUUGAGAGUCGAUUGGGAGAUGAUUGGCUGAUCGGGCGAACAAUUCAACAUCAACAAGAUCAACAGGAAAGAAGAGGACGCUUCCCAACAACUUAUGUCGCUUUCCAAAAACAAAAUCCUCUCACACCAGUCUCACUCUGC
This is a messenger RNA of Mesorhabditis spiculigera, 1821 nucleotides long. The record is from the annotation of a GenBank genome assembly. NCBI's taxonomy places the organism in Eukaryota, Metazoa, Nematoda, Chromadorea, Rhabditida, Rhabditidae.